Lepisosteus oculatus (spotted gar) is the source of this 3318-nucleotide messenger RNA. Its product is annotated as excitatory amino acid transporter 3-like. Gene Ontology annotation, biological process: L-glutamate transmembrane transport. Gene Ontology annotation, molecular function: L-glutamate transmembrane transporter activity; glutamate:sodium symporter activity; L-cysteine transmembrane transporter activity. NCBI's taxonomy places the organism in Eukaryota, Metazoa, Chordata, Actinopteri, Semionotiformes, Lepisosteidae. Gene Ontology annotation, cellular component: plasma membrane. The record is from RefSeq and is a predicted model, not a curated record.
AGGUAGUGUUUAUGUGCGGUUAACUCCACUCCCAUCCAGGUAAUAAAAUGAAUGACUCAGUCCCUCCAGCACUCAAGAGCACUGCGACUCACAGCGAGUUUAGAAAAGUAGCAGCUCACAGAACCAUCUCACGUUAUUGCCUUCUUCAUUCUUUUUCCUCCCAAGUAUAGAAGAUGGGGAGAAAAGGAUACAAUUUCAAGAUGUUUCUCAAGAAAAACUGGCUUCUGCUCAGCACAGUGACGGCAGUGAUGUUGGGUAUUGGAUUGGGUGUCUUGGUGCGAGAAUAUGCUUCUUUCUCUCACCUGGAUAUUUACUACUUUGGGUUCCCUGGAGAGAUCUUGAUGCGAAUGCUCAAAUUAAUCAUCUUACCGCUCAUUGCUUCCAGCGUCAUAUCAGGUGUGGCAUCUCUGGAUGUAGGGCUUUCCACCAAAAUUGGUUUACGUGCUAUCACAUAUUACUUAUCUACAACAAUUCUCGCUGUCAUCCUGGGAAUUGUGCUGGUGAUGACAAUUAAGCCUGGAGUUUCUCAAAAGUCAGAGGACAAUGACAACAAAUCUGUUCAUGAGAUCACUACAUUGGAUGCAAUAUUGGACCUUCUCAGGAAUAUGUUUCCAGAAAAUCUUAUUCAGACUUGUUUUCAACAGUACAAGACACACCGCAAAGAACUUGAAAAGCCUCCAGAUAAACCUGAGCAAAACACCACCCCUGGUUCUCCAGUGACCGCUGUCAUGACAACUGCUGUGCGAGAGAACAUGACCGAGGACUACACAAUAGUGGGACAGUACUCCAAUGGAAUUAAUGUCUUGGGUCUCAUUGUCUUCUGCCUGGUCUUUGGGAGCAUCAUUGGUCAAAUGGGAGAGAGAGGACGAAUUCUGCGUGAACUUUUCGAAGCAAUAAAUGAAGCAACUAUGAAAAUAGUUAAAAUCAUUAUGUGCUACAUGCCUUUUGGAAUCAUGUUCUUAAUUGCUGGCAAGAUCAUUGAAGUUGAUGACUGGGAUAUUUUCCGAAAGCUUGGACUCUACAUGGUGACUGUGCUUUGUGGAUUUGCUAUUCACGGUAUUGUGUGCCUCCCACUGUUGUAUUUCAUUAUCGUGAGGAAAAACCCAUUCACAUUCAUGCUGGGGAUGGCCCAGGCUCUGGUGACUGCACUUAUGAUCUCCUCCAGCUCUGCAACUUUGCCUGUGACUAUUCGGUGUGCGGAAGAAAACAACAAAAUUGACAAGAGAAUCACACAGUUUAUGCUGCCAAUAGGAGCCACUGUCAACAUGGAUGGGAGUGCUCUCUACGAAGCUGUGGCCGCUAUAUUUGUUGCACAAAUGAAUGACUACACACUGGAUGUUGGUAAAAUCAUAACUAUCAGUAUAACAUCAACAUUAGCCAGCAUUGGCGCAGCAGGAAUUCCUUCUGCAGGCCCUGUUACCAUUUUGAUCGUCCUUUCUGCUGUGGGCUUACCAGCUGAAGAUGUUAUGAUUAUUUAUACCAUAGACUGGCUGGUAGAUCGCUUCCGGACUAUGAUCAAUGUGCUCGGGGACGCCUUCGGAGCCGGCAUAGUUCACGAACUCUCUGUGAAGGAGCUGGAAAGCAAUGACCUUACUUCUGACAGGGAAACUGUCAGCCCUUUAGACACGGAACCGAUGACAGAUGACAAUGAGUGUGAGAAAAAGUAUUGCAUUAAUGAGGGCUUCUCUGCUGAUAAAGAUGACUCCCUGUUGCACACAGAGACUUCUCGGGUUUAGGGAAAGCAGAGAGCACAAUUAGGACAACGUUAUUGCCGUUAAAUGUCUAAUUCUGUACUCGAUCAUAUAAGAAUGAAGGUAUUACUAAAUUGUUUACCAUGUGUUCUUUUAACCCAAGUUGUUAACAUGAAUGCUAUCCCUGGGAAGCAAUUUGGAAGGUGUUAAUAUGCAACUGUGUCUGACUCAAGCUGGACAAUUUAGGUGUUUCAGUACAUAAGGGCAGAAUGGCUGUAAAUAUGAGGAGGCUGUUCAUCUCAUCUAACCUGUUUGGUUGUUAGUAACUAAUUGAUCCCAGGAUCUCAUCCAAUCAUUUUAUCGGCUUUAAAGAUAUGGCUUCUGCUCUUACAACCUUUUGGGUAAAGCUGUGUCCAGUUUAAAAUGCACUUACAUAUAGUGCUCACUUGUUUUCUCAUGUUUGUUUUCCACUCUGCAUUCUUAAGAUAUCUGAUGUGUCCACUUUGCCAUUGCCUUUGAAAAUUUUGAAUACUUGAAUCAGGUCCCCUCUUAGUUUUCUGUGUCUAAAACUAGAUUCAGUUCCUUAGACCAGUGUGGGACAUUUCUAUUUAUCCUCAAAUAUACUGGUAGCUAUACGGUAGCUAUUCAAUGCAGGAAUGCCUUUUCUAAAAAGUAGUGAUAAAAAUUGAACACAGUAUUCUAAAUGAGAGCUUACUAGUGCAUAAUGCGAUUUCAACAUAACAUCCCUAGAUUUAAAUUUUAUUCUUCUUAUUAUAUUGUCUAUGUUUCGCUUGCCUUUUUAAUUGAUUCAUCACAUUGUCUUGAAGACACCGAAGUCAUAAGUAGCUUCUUCUGUCUCAGGAUUUCCCACUUACUGUACAGAAAAAUGUCAGAAGAACUCACUUUUUUGAGCCCGUACUGAGUGUGUACCAGGAUAGGACUUCUGCUUAACUUUUGAACAUUGCCUGAAGAAUCAUUUGUGUUCUAUAACUUUACACAACUAACUUGUGUUACAUCGGAGAGUAACUAUGAAUCAACUAUAAAUGAAUUAUGAUUAUUAGACCUGAAAUAUUGGAUUUAGAAAAAAAAAGCAUAACUAGCUGGAAUUCUUAUUUUAAUCCUUUAAUUUACCUUUGAAUUUGUCGCUUAAGAAACUACUGUAAGUUGGAUCUAAAUUACACAAUGUAAUUGAGGCUGGCAGUAGGUGUUCACAGAACUGGGUUUAAAGAUGAAAGUGAGCUGAAGAGAGAAAUACCAUCUUUCUUGCUUCUGAGCCAGGAUUCUGACAGGAAGCUGUUGGCAAUCAAGGCACGACUGCUUUUUGAGGCUUUUAGAAACACAAUUUAUUAUUGUAGGCCUUUUCUUAUCCUCAGCAGUUUCAUAACUUUAAUUUAUUCCCUUUCUUGUACUGUAGGUCAAAGGCGUACAUUGAAAAGAAUUUGAAGGACACAGAAAGUGUUGUAACAGUUCAAAAACUAAUGAGAAGGAAAUCAAGGCCAAUCAAAUUAAGUUCCUUUGUCUCUGUAAAGAUUAGAAAUAUAGUGAGGGAGGGAGUUUUUUUCUGGGAAAAAAUUGAUUGUUUUAAAAUUAUUUUUGUACUGUUUCUUUUCCCCAAAAUAAAAUUGAU